Molecule: messenger RNA, 2413 nt
Organism: Leptopilina boulardi
Lineage: Eukaryota; Metazoa; Arthropoda; Insecta; Hymenoptera; Figitidae
Product: tigger transposable element-derived protein 4-like
Exons: 2
Coding region: 1048-1920 (290 amino acids)
Cellular component (GO): nucleus
Molecular function (GO): DNA binding
Source: RefSeq, a predicted model, not a curated record
UCAUAAUUCAUCUUACGAGUGGAUCUAUGCAUAACAGGUGCUCACUUGCUGAGAAUUAACGAAUGUCCAACGUAAAUCAUAUAGCGGCGUCAAACCAAAAUCUCGACUAGAGUGAAUGUCAGAGAGAAGAAAUUUUUAUGGACAAAUCACUUAUUCCUGUUGAUACAUUAAAUAUACAUGAUAUUGAAGAAAAGGAAAUUUUAUCGUUCAGACAAUUGGAAAUAACUUUAAAUCAACUAAAAAGAAGAAAAUACAUAUUGCCAUAUGCUCCAUAUUUGUUCAUUCGAGGUAAAACAGUAAUGUGCAAAAUUAUAGAGGAAUUUGAAGAUACACCAAACUUGUGGCAGCAUUCUCCUUCACAGACAAGAUUUAAUUAUCGAACGUACAAGGGGAAGUUCCAAGAUGGAAAAUAACUAUACAAGGGAAAUUAAUGAGGCUAUUGUACAACAUAAAAUGAAGUAAUUUUCUUUGUUAGUGAUAAAAAAAAAUUUUAAUUAAUUCAUCAAAGGUCACGUCUAAAAUGGCUCAUUUAUUAGUUUAUAUAUACUCCUAUAUAUGUAUGUACAUCAUUUUCACUUUAAGUAAUUUAUUUAUCAAUUAUCGCGCGUAUUAAACAGCUUAUUCUUUAUUUAUAAACGGAUAUAUGAUUAUAUAUUUAAGACUUAGUGAUAUCAAAAAUAAUCAAAUGCUUAUUUAUUGUUAGAGGUUUAAAAUUUUAAAUUACAGUGGAAUCCGCUUAGUAUGACUCCGCUUACAAUGACCAACCGGUUAUUAUGUCGCACUUAUAACAAUAUGUUUGGUCUGUGUAUAAAUUAUAUAGAAUUUAGUCCGUUUAUAAUGACAUCGGUUAUAAUGACAAACCGCUUACAUUGACGUAGUUUUAAGUAAAUCAAUCCGUUUAUAAUGACAAAUUUCAAUUAACAGUUGUAUUUAUUUUCGAUAUUUCUCUAUUGUCUAGCAUCACUUAGCGUUUCAUGAGACUGUUUUGAUCCGUAGUUUUAAAUUGUUAGUGAUAUUGUGAACAGUUUUAGUGAAUUUGCUCUGAAAAUGGCUUCACAUCGGAAAGCUUUCACGAUAGAAGAAAAAGGUGCAAUUAUCUGCAGGCUAGAAAACGGAGAAUCAAAUUCGUCGUUGGCCAAAGAAUUUGGGGUUGGACAUUCAACAAUAUCAAUGAUUAACAAAAACAAAACAAAAAUUAAAGAAUCUUUCAAUUCUAAUGUGUUGAAGUCGAAGAGACUUAUUCGCAAGUGUACACGAGAAAAUGUCGAUAAGGCUUUAGUGCAGUGGUUUAAACAAAUAAGAAACCAAGUAAUACCAGUUAGUGGCCCCAUGUUAAGGGAGAAAGCAAAUUUUUUUACAACUCAAUUUAACAUUGUUAAUUUUGAUUGUAGUCUCAGCUGGAUAAGCCGUUUUAAAGCAAGACAUAAUAUUGUGUCAGGAACAAUAGCCGGUGAAUCAUCAUCAGUUGAACAAAACAUCGUUACAGAAUGGUUAACAACAGUGUGGCCAAAUUUACGGAAACAAUUUUCCGAUGAAAACAUAUUUAAUGCGGAUGAAACUGGUCUUUUUUAUAAAAUGAUGCCUGACAGAAUUUUAAAGUUCAAAGGCGAGUCCUGUAGUGGUGGUAAAAUGUCGAAAGAGAGGAUAACCGUAAUGGUAACAGGAAACUUAACUGAUACAAUAAAAAAGAAACUGUUGGUUAUUGGGAAAUCGCAAAGGCCAAGAUGUUUUAAGGGUGUUAAAUCAUUACCAGUUGAUUAUGCAAACAACCGCAGGGCUUGGAUGACAUCAGAUCUUUUUGAGAAAUGGGUGAAAAUGUUUAAUAACAAUAAAAUUAACAAAAAGGCAAUAAAUUCGAUAGUGAAAAUGUUUUUAUAUUACCUUCUUAACGUUUUCUUAAUUAUUAAGCAUUUUAUAUAAGCGCGCUUUUUUCGACCUAUAAGAUGGAAUAGGGGGAAUCAUUAAACGAUUGGUAAGAAAAGAAUCAUUACAAAAUAUUAAUGGUAAAAAGACAAUAAACAGUGUAGAAGAAAUGUUCACUUUUUUUUAUUAAAGUGGAUGAAGAUUAUGUGAAUGAAAUUUCACUAGAGUUAUCAGAACGAUUUUUAAAAGUUAAAACAAUUAAAGGUUGCCGAGAAUAUCAUUAUUUUAUUCCAGAAUCGGAAUUCAAAAUAAAAAACAUAUAGGACAUCCAAAUCAUUGAAAUUUAAAAUUGAAGAUAUACAAGAGUCGUCAGAAAAUCCGACAAUGAAAAGAAAAUAUAAAAGAAGGAGCAAAUCACUGAACUAUAUGUAAAUUAUAAAUUAUUGUAUUAAAAUAGAAAUUUCAAAUUUAAAAAACAAUUACUUUAUAAUGUAAAAAAUAGUCAAGAACUGAUAUAAACAUUAAUUUCUAUUUUUAUAUUAAAGUAAAA